Messenger RNA from Grammomys surdaster, 2833 nucleotides. It is a transcript of the gene Trpv2, whose product is annotated as transient receptor potential cation channel subfamily V member 2. The transcript is spliced from 14 exons. The coding region runs from base 174 to 2363 and encodes 729 amino acids. Gene Ontology annotation, cellular component: membrane. NCBI's taxonomy places the organism in Eukaryota, Metazoa, Chordata, Mammalia, Rodentia, Muridae. The record is from RefSeq and is a predicted model, not a curated record. Gene Ontology annotation, biological process: calcium ion import across plasma membrane. Gene Ontology annotation, molecular function: protein binding; calcium channel activity.
GAGCCCCACUAGGCUCAGUGAUUCUGGCCUGCAGUCAGCCGCUGCUACGCCUUGGCUUCAGCCUGAGGGGUCCCAGCCAGGCCUACCCCACUGUGGGAUGAGAGAGGGGGAAACCUUUAACAUCUCCAUCUCCACAGAAGUUUCAGCUGUAAGGAGCAUCCUCCUCUCUCAGGAUGACUUCAGCCUCCAGCCCCCCAGCUUUUAGGCUAGAGACAUCUGAUGGAGAUGAAGAAGGUGGUACUGAGGUGAACAAAGGAAAGCAUGAGCCACCCCCCAUGGAGUCACCUUUCCAGGGCGAGGACCAGAAGGGACUGGGUCCCAGCCAGCAGGACCCAGAUCGCUUUGACCGUGACCGACUCUUCAAUGUGGUCUCCCGGGGUGUCCCUGAGGAGCUGGCUGGACUGCUAGAAUACCUGCGCCGGACCAGCAAGUACCUCACUGACUCGUCAUACACAGAAGGCUCCACUGGAAAGACGUGCCUAAUGAAGGCUGUGCUGAACCUUAAGGAAGGGGUCAAUGCCUGCAUCCUGCCGCUGCUGCAGAUUGACAGGGAUUCCGGCAAUCCACAGCCCCUUGUCAAUGCCCAGUGCACGGAUGACUUCUACCGAGGCCACAGUGCACUGCAUAUCGCCAUAGAGAAGAGGAACCUGCAGUGCGUGAAAUUGCUGGUAGAGAAUGGAGCCAAUGUUCACGUCCGAGCCUGUGGCCGCUUCUUCCGAAAGCACCAAGGAACUUGUUUCUAUUUUGGAGAGCUACCUCUUUCUCUGGCUGCAUGCACCAAGCAGUGGGAUGUGGUGAAAUACCUUCUGGAGAACCCACACCAGCCUGCCAGCCUGGAGGCCACUGACUCCCUGGGCAACACAGUCCUGCAUGCUCUGGUAAUGAUUGCAGACAACUCGCCUGAGAACAGUGCACUGGUGAUCCACAUGUACGACGAGAUUCUCCAAAUGGGGGCCCGUCUCUGCCCCACCGUGCAGCUUGAGGACAUCUGCAACCAUCAAGGCCUCACACCCCUGAAGCUGGCUGCCAAGGAAGGCAAAAUUGAGAUUUUCAGGCACAUCCUGCAGCGGGAAUUCUCAGGAGAGUACCAGCCCCUUUCCCGAAAGUUCACCGAGUGGUGCUAUGGUCCUGUCCGUGUAUCACUGUAUGACCUGUCCUCUGUGGACAGCUGGGAAAAGAACUCGGUGCUGGAAAUCAUCGCUUUUCAUUGCAAGAGUCCGCAUCGGCACCGCAUGGUGGUGUUAGAGCCACUGAACAAGCUUCUGCAGGAGAAAUGGGAUCGGCUCAUCCCAAGAUUCUUCUUCAACUUCGCCUGUUACUUGGUCUACAUGCUCAUCUUCACCAUAGUUGCCUACCACCAGCCUUCCCUGGACCAGCCAGCCAUUCCCUCAUCAAAAGCGACUUUUGGGGAACCCAUGCUGCUUCUGGGCCACAUUCUCAUCCUGCUUGGGGGUAUUUACCUCUUACUGGGCCAGCUGUGGUACUUUUGGCAGAGGCGCCUGUUCAUCUGGAUCUCAUCCAUGGACAGCUACUUUGAAUUCCUCUUCCUUGCCCAGGCUCUGUUCACAGUGCUGUCUCAGGUGCUGUACUUCACGGCGACUGAAUGGCACGUCCCCCUGCUAGUGUUAUCCCUAGUGCUGGGCUGGCUGAACCUGCUUUACUAUACACGUGGCUUUCAACACACGGGCAUCUACUGUGUCAUGAUCCAGAAGGUCAUCCUGCGAGACCUGCUGCGCUUCCUGCUGGUCUACCUAGUCUUCCUUUUCGGCUUUGCUGUAGCCCUAGUAAGGUUGAGCCGGGAUGUCCGAAGUUCCAAACGCCCUGAAGAUACUACCACAGUGAUGCUGGGCCAGGAGAAGGAGCCAGUCCCAUUUCGGGACAUUCUGGAUGCCUCCCUAGAGCUGUUCAAGUUAACCAUUGGGAUCGGGGAGCUGGCGUUCCAAGAACAGCUGCGCUUUCGUGGGGUGCUGCUGCUGUUUCUGUUGGCCUAUGUCCUUCUCACCUACGUCCUGCUGCUCAACAUGCUCAUUGCCCUCAUGAGUGAGACUGUCAACAGUGUUGCCACUGACAGCUGGAGCAUCUGGAAGUUGCAGAAAGCCAUCUCUGUCUUGGAGAUGGAGAAUGGUUACUGGUGGUACAGGAGGAAGAGGCAUCGGGCAGGGAGGCUGCUGAAAGUUGGCACCAGGGGGGAUGGUAUCCCUGAUGAGCGCUGGUGCUUCAGGGUGGAGGAAGUAAAUUGGGCGGCAUGGGAGAAAACGCUUCCCACCUUAUCUGAGGAUCCGACAGGGGCAGGCAUCACUGGUGAGUGGCCUUGGGGCUGGAGCCCUUGCCCUGUUUCUUGUGAGCAUGUGCUGUGGGUUUGAUGGCAAAUCAGCCUUUGAAAGUCCUGCUGGGACUCAGAGCCAGGUGGUGUGAUUGCUUUGCAGCUGCGCCCACACCUGCUCCUCCUGCUGGGAUUGGUGCCUUGGUCCCUCUAUCCCAAGCCUGCCCUGCUGGCCUGUCUGGAGAAAGAUCCUUAGCUCUCAGUACUCUGCAAGGCAGUGCCUCUGGCCUCUUCUCUGCUGCCCUAGUUAUCAGUGGCAUCCUUUGUACUGGCCAGGGCUGGAUUUGGGUUCCCAGGAAGGGAGCAAGUUAGGGAGUAUGUGUCUGAACUCCCCCAUCCUGUCCUGGUCUACAGCACUGCUGGCAUCUCCCUGGACCACCUUUGACAGGCCAGCCUAUCUGACCUAAGGCCCACCUCCUUAAGCCCCAGAAGAAGUCACUUCCUGUACAUCUCUGUGGCUUUUGGCCUUCUGUUCUAGCCCUGUAACAGCCUUCCUGUCUCUACCUUGCU